CAGUCGGCGUUAUGAGCAAGGCUCUGACUCUAAAGACAGAGAAAUUGUAUUUAUUCAAUGAAUUUUUCUUUUAAAUCGUCCUCCACCCCCCCACAGAAAAGAGAAAAAGAUCAGUAUUAUUUAAUCGCUCUGAUUAUCAUGAAACCGUCAGAAGAGUUGAGAGCAUAAAAGGAACUGUGACGGUAAAGAAGGAAGAAGACACACUGAUGGAAGAGGAACCGCUACAAAUUCAGUCCGAAAACAUUUGGAUUAAAAUGAGAAAAACUGAGUUAUAAUAGUUUAGCAUCUUUGAGGACUUAAUUUUUUUUUGUUUAUAAUGGUUUAAUAUCUUUGAGGAUUUUUAAAAAAUAUUUUUAUUUUAUUUUUUGGGUGCACCAUGCGCAAUAGGUGGACCCGUAGGAGCCUGGUUGUUCUGAUUUUUACAUUUUUCAUCGUUGUCUUCGUGGAUUUUCAAUUACGCAUCAGCAGCUUUACCAAAUCAAACGUGGCUCACCGCCAGUCGGCCGGCGCGCGCCAUGGGUCCAUCCGGCAGGUUCCCUACGCACACAGCUCGGUUUAUAACAACAGCAGCAGUAACAGCAUCAACGGCGGCGUAAGAGAAUCCACACUUAGUGAAAAUAACGGAGGAGAGUCGGGGGCUAAGCGCGUCCACGCCACGCAGCCCAAACUCAGACUGGAUGACAUUUACGUGGCUGUAAAAACCACCGCGAGGUUCCACAAGACGCGUCUCGCGCUCCUUUUGGACACUUGGAUCUCAAGGACCAAGGCGCACACUUUCAUUUUCACAGACAAAGAGGAUGAAGAAUUAAGUUCAAAGGGUUAUAACAUGGUGGCAACAGGGUGUCAGUCAGAUCACAGCCAACAGGCUCUGUCCUGCAAGAUGUCCGUCGAGUACGACGGCUUCAUGGCCUCAAACAAGAGGUGGUUUUGCCACGUAGACGACGAUAACUACGUGAACCCUGAGGGUCUCCUCUCUCUGCUGUCAACGUUCCCCCAGGAGGGCGACAUCUACGUGGGCAAGCCGAGUCUGGACAAACCCAUCACUGCUCACCAACUGCUGGACGGAAAUAAAACGGUGAACGUGCGGUUCUGGUUCGCCACGGGAGGUGCCGGGUUCUGCCUGAGCCGAAGGCUGGCAGAAAAGAUGUCUCCUUGGGCCAGCGGCCUGCACUUUGAGCGGACAUCGGCCAGAAUCCGUCUCCCGGACGACUGCACCGUGGGCUUUAUUGUCGAGAAGAUGCUGGGCGUCGCUAUGGUCCACUGUCCUUUGUUCCACUCGCAUUUAGAAAACCUGCUUCUAAUAAGUCAGAGAAGCCUCCCGCAGCAGGUAACCCUGAGCUACGGGAUGUUUGAGAAUAAGAUGAACAGCAUCGAGGUAAAGGGAAGCUUUUCUAAGGAGGAGGACCCCUCCAGGUUUAAAACCGUCCACUGCAUCCUGUAUCCUUCCACCAGCUGGUGUCCUCCGGUCACUUGAGAGAAAGCUCUUUUCCUGCUGGGUAACAAGGAAGAAUCGUUCCCUGGAUAUUUUUUAUUCUGCGCAGAGGGUGGAAAAAAAAAAAAAACAUGAUUUAUUUUCAUGGAAGACAGAAGGAAGUGGGGUCGAACCAAACAUUCAAUAUGAUGAAACUGUGUUCUCCCACAACUCAUAAAUGUGUUGCAUGUUCGCCGUAAAGCACUGUAAAGACAACUCCUCUAUUCUUUCGCUGCUGUUUUUAAACCUGCUGCAAAAAAUAAUGUUUUGUCUGUUUUUAUUUGAAGUUAAGCACUUAAUAAAGGGAACAAAUAUGUGAUUUUUUCCCCCAAGAUUUUCAUGACUUUUUGGAUAAUAAUGUUUCAGUUUAACAGAAAUGACUUUUUAUGUUUUUUAUGUGAAUUCUGAUUCUAAUUGUCAACAAUGUUCAUUAGUCAAUGCGGGUUGCAAUAAAGUAACGCGAGCCGCUACGGGCCGAGCCGACGCGGCGUCGUGG
Messenger RNA from Gambusia affinis (western mosquitofish), 1967 nucleotides. It is a transcript of the gene mfng, whose product is annotated as MFNG O-fucosylpeptide 3-beta-N-acetylglucosaminyltransferase. Gene Ontology annotation, molecular function: O-fucosylpeptide 3-beta-N-acetylglucosaminyltransferase activity. Bases 377 to 1474 code for a protein of 365 amino acids. Gene Ontology annotation, biological process: pattern specification process; regulation of Notch signaling pathway. The record is from RefSeq and is a predicted model, not a curated record. Lineage: Eukaryota; Metazoa; Chordata; Actinopteri; Cyprinodontiformes; Poeciliidae. The transcript is spliced from 8 exons. Gene Ontology annotation, cellular component: Golgi membrane.